AUGGCUGACAAGAUGGAUCGCGGUCUCGAUGAGAUCAUCGCUGAUACUCGCGCCAAUCGAUCUCGCAACCACCGUGGCCAAGGUCGCCGACGUGAACCCCGUAAUGACUACCCUCGCGAUGGUGUUAGAAAGUCCGUUCGCGACGAUUCACGAAACCUUGAUAGCGAAUGGGUCCAUGACCGAUUCGAAGAGAACAACAAUCGCCGGGCCCCUGCUGCUCGCCGCCGCCGCGAAUCCCCAGACCAGGAGUCCAAGGGCGCCAAGCUCAGAGUUGACAACAUUCAUUAUGAUCUCACUGAGGAAGACCUGGAUGAGCUAUUUCGAAGGAUCGGCCCAGUUGUUCGCCUUCAGCUACGGUAUGACCGCGCUGGGCGAUCCGAGGGUACUGCUUACGUGACGUACGAACUGAAGGAGGACGCUCAGGAGGCGGUCAAGCAGUUUGAUGGUGCCAAUGCCAAUGGUCAACCCAUUCGAUUGACUCUGCUACCCUCGCGAAACCCAUUUGAUACCGCCGUUAUGCCCGGCCGUCCACUGGCAGAGCGAAUCUCGAGUCCCGGGGAACGAAGAUCCCAUUCCCCCCAUCGCCGGUAUGACGACGACGACGCUGCCCGCAGAGGAAUCGAUAGAUAUGUUCCCGGCCAGGGUCCUCGCCGCAGCCCAAUGCCUAGACAGGGUGGUCGGGGCCGAGGUCAGGGUGGUCGUCGCCCUGGUGCUCGACGCGAUGGCAGAGAUGGCAGAGAUGGUGGCAGAGAUCAGGAGGGCGGACGCGGCGGACGAGGCAAUCCUCGUGGAAAGAAGACACAGGAGGAGCUGGAUGCGGAGAUGGCGGACUACUUUGGCGGCGGUGACAACGCGCAGGCUGCAGAACCUGCUGACCAGCAAAGUGCACCCACUGCUCAAACACAGGCAGCUGCGCAGACUCAAGCUCAAGCUGCGACCGACGACAUUGACAUGAUCGAGUAG
Fusarium mangiferae is the source of this 963-nucleotide messenger RNA. RefSeq lists its product as uncharacterized. Gene Ontology annotation, biological process: mRNA export from nucleus. Gene Ontology annotation, molecular function: mRNA binding. Lineage: Eukaryota; Fungi; Ascomycota; Sordariomycetes; Hypocreales; Nectriaceae. The coding region runs from base 1 to 963 and encodes 320 amino acids. The record is from RefSeq and is a predicted model, not a curated record. The transcript has 8 exons. Gene Ontology annotation, cellular component: nucleus.